Ornithorhynchus anatinus (platypus) is the source of this 6098-nucleotide messenger RNA. RefSeq names its product cilia and flagella associated protein 44 (gene CFAP44). The record is from RefSeq and is a predicted model, not a curated record. The coding region runs from base 249 to 5675 and encodes 1808 amino acids. The transcript is spliced from 35 exons. Lineage: Eukaryota; Metazoa; Chordata; Mammalia; Monotremata; Ornithorhynchidae. Gene Ontology annotation, molecular function: protein binding.
CCGGUGUGCGUUGCCUAGGCAACGGGACUAAACAGGACGCCAGCCUAACGGCCCGGGACACGGCGGCCGCUCCCCCUCCGGAUCCCCAGCAAGGUAUCAGGGCUCCCAGCCUUCCCGGCCUCGCUCACCUCGGGCCUCUGAUCAGAUCCAAGGGAGAUCGAGCCUCGCCUCCAGCCCCCGCCGCCCCGUCUGCCUCUCCCGCCCACGUCUCUGUUGCAGUACGGUGCGCGGUGAAAAACUGAGAGGCAAUGGAAGAGGUCGAUGAGCAGGAACCAGCGGACUGGGAACAAUUGGAGAGCAAACAGAGCCGUGAAGGAGAGUCCAGUCUUCAGAAUGUGUCGGAAAACGGAGGGAGAGAAGCAGAACCUAAAGUAGUUCCAGAACAACCCAAGCCCUCACCUGAUUCUGAACUGCUCAGUGAAAAGCCCGUGAAGAAAAUAUCUGAGACCUUCUUUUACAAUUAUGACCAGCUGCGCUCGGUGCCCUCUGUGACUCCGCACUCUGGCAUUCCACGUGACCUCCUCAAGCUGAUACAUUCCUUCGGCUACGAGAGCAGCAAGCGGGAAAACCUGCAGCUGCUGGACCCCGAGACAUUCCUGUACGUCGCCGGAAACCAGCUGGUCAUCCUGAACCUGAAAACCAAGGAGCAGAAAUACCUCCGCAGCACCGGCGGGGGAGGGAUCGGCAGCAUUGCGGUGCACCCAGCCAAAACCCACUUUGCUGUGGCGGAAAAGGGCAGAAAGCCCAGUAUUGUGAUCUACGAGUUCCCAUCCCUGCGGCCUUUCCGGAUCUUGCGCGAUGGCACCGAGGAAGCCUACGCAUGCACCGACUUCAACAACAGCGGCUCACUCCUGGCCAGUGUUGGCUCCAGCCCUGACUACACACUCACUGUCUGGAACUGGACCCAGGAGCAGCCAGUACUGAGGACCAAGGGCUUUUCCCAAGAGAUCUUCAAGGUCACCUUCAACCCUGAAAACGGAGAGCAGCUGACCACAUCUGGAUCAGGGCACAUCAAGUUCUGGGAGAUGGCUCUGACGUUCACUGGCCUUAAACUCCAGGGGUCACUGGGCCGAUUUGGCAAAACAGCAGUGACCGACAUAGCGGGGUACAUUGAACUGCCUGAUGGGAAGGUCCUAUCUGGUUCUGAAUGGGGCAACAUGCUGCUGUGGGAGGGCGGCCUCAUCAAAGUGGAGUUCUGCCGGAGUGGACGGAAGCCCUGCCACACCAGCCCCGUGAACCAGAUCGUGAUGGACGAUGGCGAGGUGGUCACUGUUGGAGCCGAUGGCUACAUCAGGAUAUGGGAUUUUGAGACCAUCGACACGGCCGAUAUAGCAGAUGACUCUGGCCUGCUAGAGAUAGAGCCCAUCAAUGAGCUCCUGGUGGCCAAGAAUGUCAACCUGUCCUCCAUGGUAAAAAUCGAUGAUUCCAGCAACUCCAUUUGGUAUGCGCAGGAUGUCCAAGGUGCCAUAUGGAAACUUGACCUUAGUUUUUCCAACAUUACCCAGGACCCAGAGUGCCUGUUUUCCUUCCACUCUGGCCCAAUUGAAGGCCUGGCUGUCUCUCCACUCACCUACCUCAUGGCCACCACUUCCCGGGACUGUUCUGUGAGAAUCUUUGACUUUGCCAGCAGGUGCCUUUUGACCCAGAUGAGAUUCAGACAGGGAGGCACAUCCGUGAUCUGGGCACCGCGUGUGGUGAAUCCCAAGGGAGGGAUCAUCGUGGUGGGGUUUGAGGACGGGGUUGUCCGCAUCAUGGAGCUGUUUGACCCAAAGGGGCUCGCUGUCUUUGCGGGGCGGGGCAAAGUUGGGGAAGCAGAAAUGCGACUGAUGCAGGCCUUCAAGCCCCACACCGCUCCAGUCACGGCUCUGGCCUACCAGAGGAACGGAGAGAUCCUUGCCACUGGGAGUAAAGACCAAACCAUCUUCUUCUUUGUCGUGGAGGAGAGAUACGAACCAAUUGGGUACAUUGGUGUUCCUGGACCAGUUCAGCAGUUACAGUGGACUCCACCAUCCCAUGGAGACAGCAAGCUGAUGGUUCUCUGUGAGAAUGGCUACGUGCUGCAGGUAGCUGCGCCAGCCCUCCAGGAAGGGAAUAACUUGUCCAGCUAUGAGAUCAAAGGCUUGCCUUCCCAAUGCUUCCACUUUCUGAGCAUCAAAUCUAGAAUCCUGAGGGACGAGGAGAUCGAACGUAGAGAGAAGCGGAGGCAGGAGAAAGAAAAGGAGAAGGAAGCAAGGAGAAAGCUUCAGGAAGAGCAGAUGGAGGACCUGGGUGGGGAGAUGGCAGAGAAGGGGGAGGCGAAGGAAGAGGAGGAGGAGAAGGAGGAGCCACUGCCUGAAAUCUACAUCCCCAAAGAGCCCAGUCCGAUGUUGUGUGGAUUUUACUCUUCUCCAGGGAGGUUUUGGCUGUCUCUGGGGGGCUAUGAUUCCGGCUUCCUCUACCACUGUGAAUUCCCUCCACUGGAUGCCACCCCUCAGCAGCACGAGCCUUUCUCCUUCCUGCCUGUCGAGAACACUGAUGACAAUCCAAUCCGGGUUAUCUCAUUCAGCACGAGUGGCCUGCUGAUGUUCUGCGGGAUGGAGGACGGGGCCGUGCGGAUCUUCCCCCUGCAGGACAAGAGCGCCACACUUAGCUCGCUCGGUGCCUCCUGGACCCUGACCGUUCACGACAACGACCAUGGCCAGGUCCAGAAUGUCUUCCCAAGCUACGACGACCGCUUCUUGGUGACCGGUGGGGCAGACAGCAAUAUCUUUGUCUUCACUGUCCUGUCUGAUGUCGAUAUCGAGAAAGAGAUGAGAGCCAAAGUGCCAUCGCCCAGGAAAGGUCUUGAAGGUGAGAAAGUAGCGGAAGACAUCGAAGACCCUGAUGCCUACAGCAUCGAGGGAGCCAGGCGCAAGAAGGAGCAUGACCAGUUGAUGAAGGAGGUGGAAGAAAUCAAGGCCAGGAAGAGGGAAGAGCUGAAGACACUGCAGGUGGAGUUCCAGGAGCUGCUGAAGCAGAAUGCGACAUUGCCAGAACACAUGCAGCUCCACCGGGCGGAGUUUGAGCUGGACUCCAGGAUCCGCGAAGAGAUUGACCGGCAGACCGCUGAGAAUGUUCGGUUGGUGGAGAAGGAGUUGGCCUGGGAACAAGAAAAGCACCAGAUUGGGCUGAAGAAGCUACAGCAAAGGUUCCGGGAUGGGCUGGAAUUUGACACCGUCAUCGUCCACGCCAUCCUGAGCAGCCACAAAAUCUCCACAUACAAACUCCUGAGGCCCUCGGGCCAGUACUACCCACCCAAGCGGACCCGCAUCUCCGAAAGGAGGCAGAGCAAGUGUGAAUGGAAAGAAAAAGAAGGAUCAGGGCGGCGAGACAGCCAGAAGGAUUCAGGCCUGGUCAUUGUCCUGAAUGAAGGUGUGGACGGGGACAGGGCACGGAAGCCACUGCGACCGAAGACAUUUGGGGGAGUCCUCGUGGAGAACCAGAUUGAGAAAAUGAAGAAAAUUAUUGCCAAAGCCGAAAAGGCCAAAUUGAAGAUAUCCCAGCGCAAGAAAGAGUGGGAAGAAUUGUACCGGAGCCAGCCGGGAGAUGACUACGAGGACCCCGAGGAUGUGCAGGCCAUCAAGGAAGCCCAGUUGAACAUGGGCGACUUCAACUUGAAGACGGCCCCAGACUUCAAGGUCGCCGAGCACAUGCGCAUCAAUGCUGCCAGGAAAGAGGAGGAACUGGUCACCUUGGAGGCAAUGGCUCACGAGAAGAAGAUGAACAUGAACAAAUGCAUCCUUUCGCUGCGAGACCUGAAGGUGGCCGUCGUUGAGGAGAUCCAGGGCCUGGUGCAAGAGCUGAAGACCAUCCAGGCGGCCCUGCCCACACCCAAGCGUCUUCCCAUGCCCCUGAUCCCUGAGCUGCACUCAGAGGAGGUGCCCGAGCGGAAAUUCCAGUACAACCAGCAGACGCUUCUGGACUUCAAGGUGAAGCAGGAGGCCCGGGAUGCCCAGGAGGCCAUCCCGGAGGUGUCGGACAACACAUUUGGCACCUUUGGAGCGGGCUUCUUUUCACUUCCUCCCAGGAGGGAAUCGGACAUGCCCAAGCGAGACUUUAUCAUUCGGGGGGCCCGGGGGUCUCGGGGAUCCAGGGGGUUGCCUGAGGUCAUCAAGGUCCAGGUUCAGGAGUUCGAGAAAGUGGAGCAGACUGAAGUGGAACAGGAAAUUUUGAAGAGGGAGGAGAUCCGGAACCUAUACCUGCAGGAACACUUGAACAGAAGGGUAAGGAUGAAGAUCAGAGAGCUGUCAGUCACCUUUGAUGCCGAGCUCCGCCUCCUGCGGCACCAGAAGCUCAAGAUGGACACUCAGAUGAAGCUCACUGACCUGAACCAUGUCGUGCUGUUCCAGGAGCUGCUGCUCCUCAAGAAUUUUGAGAAGCAGGAGAACACGCUCCAGGAGCGCGUCAACUCACUGGGCAGGGAGGAGCAGGACAUGAAGUGGAAACUGGAGGAUUUUCUCAGUGAGAUGGAAGACAAAAAGCUGGAAAUGACCAGGCUGCAGGACCAAGAGAAGGCGCUCUAUGCCAGCUUCCAGGCAUCCCUCGGAGAAAACAACAGUUUUGCCAGUUUCCUCACCAAAGUCCUGAAGAAGAAGAUUAAACGAGUGAAGAAAAAGGAGACGGAAGGAGAUGCCGGCGAUGAGGGAGAAAGCGAGGAGGAGAGCGACCAGGACUCCAGCUUGGAGAGCAGCGAGGAUGAGUCGGGCUCCGAGGACGAAGUGUUCGAUGACAGCGUCUGUCCGCAGAACUGCGAUGUGGCCCUCUUUGAAAUGGCUCUUCAGUUUCGAGAAAAACGACUGGACAUCGAGGAGGCCUUAGCGGAAGAGAAGAAACUUCUGGACAAUCUCAAAAAAGAGUACGACAUGCUGGCCAAGAAGGUGAAGGUGGUGGGCAACAGCCUGGCUGUGGCCGAGGAAGACUUGGAGGCCUAUCAGCUGGAGAAGCAGCAGAGACUGAACGAGCUGCCUGUAGUCAUCCCGCUGAAGCUACACCAGAUCGAAUGUGUGGUCAAUGGUGAGGUGCCCAGUGACCUAUCCAAUGCACUGGUUUUUUCCAACCUCUCCCUGGAGCGCCUGCAAGACAGAAUCACCCAGCUCCACCAAGAGAACCUGGAGCAGCGCAACCGCAACCAGCAGUCUCGGGCUCGGCGCAAGCAGCUUGUCAGAGAGAAGAAGGAGAUGGCCAAAAAGAUAGCCAAAAUGGAGGAAAUGGUUCAUGAAUUCAUGGUGACCAAGUUUGGUCGUGAGGUCGAUCUGGAGGCCUUGCAAACCCUGUCUGUUAACACGACCCUGGAAGAACUGAAGAUCAAAAAAAUGGAGAAGGAGCUGGAGAACGCCAAGGAGCUGAGAGAGUGGGAGGGAAAGAUUGCUCAGGUCAGGCUGGAGCUAAUGAUGAAGACCAAGGAGCACACACAGAAGCUGCAUCGCAUGAAUGCGCUGUGUUUGGAGAAGCAGCAGCUGCAAGACCGGCUGGACACGCUGCAGGGGGAGCAGGGCAACACUUUUCAGAGCUUCCCCAGAGCUGACCUGGAGGGAAGGGAGGGAGCCACCCAGCUGAUCCAGGAGCAGGCUAAGAAGAUUCUCGCUCUCAGGAAGGAGAUCGCUCUCCUGCGCCGCAAAGAUGGCUUUUUCCUGCCCCCAAUCCAGCCUCUACAAUAGUCUGAAGAAUGGCCACCGCACAGCUCCCCCACCUCCCCCAUCUCCUGCCCCCUAUCCCCUGCCCCAUCCUCUGAUAUCCCCUCCAGCCCAGCCAUCCCCUGACCAACGCCGGGUGGGAGGGAGAGGCAGGCUGGUGCCAGGUGAAUACUGUGAUGACAGGGAUCAGUGUGCCUGAGAGGCCCUAGGGCAAUGUCCUGGGCUGGGCGUUGGGGUGGGCUCUUUUGCCUUCCUUUCCCAACUACUCGGGAACACUGCAGGAGGAAGUUGGUUCAGAUUCAGUGGAUUCCUGCUGGCUCCACCAAGUGCCCUCAUCUUCCAGAACACUAGCAGGUAGAGGCUGAGUGGGUCAGGGGCUGGGGGUCUUGGCCAAGGGUCACCUCUGUGCUGGAGCUUGGGUUAUGCUAAUAAAGUCAUUAAAGGCUG